UACACAAAAUUGAAGAAAAUGGCAUGCUUAUCAUCGCUAUCGCUGUGGCCGUCACCAGCAGCUAAACCAUUUUUCUUUUCACUACCACAAAGCUGCAGCCCUUUACUUAGGGAAAAGCAAACCCCAACAAGUCUUCAAAGUUCCCCCCUCAUUUACACAACAAAACUAGGACAAAAUCGAUUCUUUAAUUGCAAGGAGGAAAAAUAUAAAAGGUUAUCACCCAUUGUGUGCAUUCGCCCCGCUUCUGAUGACAGAGAAGACACACCACAAGCGGCAAAGAAUCAGAAGAGGGUUGAGUUUUGGACGAGAAUGGCGAAAUCUUUGGAAGUGGCGCCUGGUUCGCAGAUGGUGAAGGUGAUGUUUCCGUUGGCACAUUGCCUUUGUCUGUUUGCCCCGUUUUGUUUCACUUGGGAUGCUUUUGUCGUUGCGUUUGGGUUGUACAUCGUCACUAUGCUGGGUAUUAGUCUCUCUUAUCAUCGGAAUCUGAGUCACAGAAGUUUCAAGCUUCCCAAAUGGCUAGAGUACUUUUUUGCCUAUUGCGGUGUUCAUGCUCUUCAGGGAGAUCCAAUUGGGUGGGUGAGUAACCAUAGAUAUCACCAUCAGUAUGCGGAUACUACAAAAGAUCUCCAUAGUCCUAUUGAAGGAUUUUGGUACAGUUAUGUAGGUUGGUUAUAUGACACUAAAGCCGCUAUUGAAAGGAGUGAAAGACCGACAAAUGUAGGAGAUUUGGAGAACCAAUUCUUUUACAACUUCAUUCGUAAUACCUACAUUAUUCACCAUACUAUCCUUACAACAUUGCUAUAUGCCAUAGGUGGAUUUCCGUAUAUAGUUUGGGGCAUGGUAGUAAGAAUUGUAUUUCUUUCACACGUAACAUAUUUAGUGAAUUCUGUGUGUCACCUAUGGGGAAAUCAAGCAUGGAAUACUGGUGAUCAAUCUAGAAAUAAUUGGUUAUUGGCAUUGCCUUCACUUGGAGAUAGUUGGCAUAACAAUCACCAUGCCUUUGAGUAUUCAGCUCGACAUGGCCUAGAAUGGUGGCAACUUGACAUAACUUGGUAUGUUGUGAGGGCACUACAAGUUUUUGGUUUAGCAACUGAUGUUAAGUUGCCUACUCAUGCUCAAAAGAGAAAGAUGACUUCAACUACAACUUAAUAUAUGCUUUUGACUUGAAUUGAAAGCACGUAGACAACCUGAAAUAUAUAUGCAUGGAAUAUGAAAUGUGAGGAAUGCAAUGUUAUGUGUAAUUUGUAAUUAUUGUUGUUGUUUUAAUUUGAUAUAAUAAUUGUUAUGGAAACUUAA
Molecule: messenger RNA, 1296 nt
Organism: Ipomoea nil (Japanese morning glory)
Lineage: Eukaryota; Viridiplantae; Streptophyta; Magnoliopsida; Solanales; Convolvulaceae
Product: palmitoyl-monogalactosyldiacylglycerol delta-7 desaturase, chloroplastic-like
Exons: 5
Coding region: 19-1149 (376 amino acids)
Biological process (GO): lipid metabolic process
Cellular component (GO): endoplasmic reticulum membrane
Molecular function (GO): oxidoreductase activity, acting on paired donors, with oxidation of a pair of donors resulting in the reduction of molecular oxygen to two molecules of water
Source: RefSeq, a predicted model, not a curated record